AUGAUGUCUUAUGACCGGCAAAAUCUUUUAAUUGAAUUACAAAGUUUGAUGAAUAUGCCACGUAGGAAUAACGGUGAUCGAUGGAAAACAUUUAUAUAUAUUCUUGAAAAGUAUACGCCGAUGGCUCGAUCGCACUUACAAUCGAUUGAUGAUGCUCAUGGUUGGUUGGUUGAUCUAUUGUUACCGAAUAAUGAAAAUCUAUCACCAUUAAUUGAUCGAAGUGAAUAUGAACGAUUUGAAGCAAUCAUGGGUCUACGUCGUAUUUUGGAAUCUAUUAUAUUCGAUCAUUGUGUGAUAUGUGAACGUUUAGAUAACGUUGAAGGACAAUUACAAACGGUUAAAUAA
This is a messenger RNA of Didymodactylos carnosus, 345 nucleotides long. NCBI's taxonomy places the organism in Eukaryota, Metazoa, Rotifera, Eurotatoria, Philodinida, Philodinidae. The record is from the annotation of a GenBank genome assembly.